UGCAAGUUUGAUCAUUUGAUUUCUUAUGAUGUAUUUCCUGCAGUAAAGUUGUGAAGUUUAUUGUGAUUCAAAGCAAUUUGGCUGAAAUAUCGUGAUCUAGUGGCAGCAAUGUAAUUUUGCAUCGUUAGUGCUUCUCUUCAAAACAAUACACCAUCUGAUCAUAACAUUGAGAAGAUAGAGAAAAUUAUUUCAACUCAUAAGUUAUGGGAUGCAGAUUAUCUACCUUUCAAUUCUCUCUCUUUGGUUGGGGAGCAAUAAAGAAGGUUCUUCCAUUGCACAGUUGGGGAGCAACAAUGAGGCCUAAAUUUGUGUUGUUUGGUUCAUCAAUUGUUCAAUACAGUUACUAUGAAGGUUGGGGAGCUACACUUUCUCACUUGUACGCUCGUAAGGCUGAUAUAGUUUUGAGGGGAUAUGCUGCUUGGAAUUCAAGGCAUGCUCUCCAAGUUUUGGAUAGAAUUUUUCCUAAGAAUGCCGCUGAACAACCAGCAUUGGUGAUUGUCUACUUUGGUGGUAAUGAUUCUUUUCGUCCACAUCCAAGUGGUCUUGGUCCUCAUGUACCAUUGGAGGAAUACAUAGAAAAUAUGAGGAAGAUUGCUAUCCAUAUAAUGAGCCUAUCACAGAAAACUCGUAUUAUAUUUCUCAGUAAUCCUCCAAUCAAUGAGGCACAAAUGAAGCAUCACAUUAAUGAAUUUGGGCAACCAAUAAGAACAAAUGAAGAUUGUGGAAUAUAUUCCGAUGCAUGUUUGGAUAUGUGUCGUGAGAUGAACAUAAAGGUCAUUGAUAUGUGGUCUGCAAUUCAGAAAAGAGAUGAUUGGAGAGAUGUUUGUUUCAUUGAUGGAGUUCAUCUAUCAAAUGAGGGGAGUGAAAUAGUAACAAAGGAAAUAUUGAAUGUAAUCAAAGAAGCAGAGUGGGAACCAAGUCUAUAUUGGAAGCUAAUGCCAACUGAAUUUGGAGAAGAUUCACCUUAUGAUAUAGUUUCUCUUGAUGGGAAGACAACUGUUAAUUACUCCAACGUGCCUUUCCCUGAAGAUGUAGACUGGCCUUGAUAUAUUGCGGGCAUUAUUUGGUCUCUUAUUCGUGAAUGAUUAGGUAUAUCUUCAGCCGAUCCGUCAUGUAUAUUGGGUCAUUUGAUUCAGUUUGUUUAGUUAGGAAGUUAUUCCAGAUCCCUUCAUUAUACUUUGUUGUUGGUUUGGUUCUCGAGCAUGUGGGUAAUUUGGAAAGAAAGGAACAAGAGGAUUUUUAAUCAAAAGGAAGAUCAUAUGUAUCAACUUUUGGACAAGGUUAAGUUAUUCUCUUUUUGGUGUUUGAAAGCAAAUAACCAUACUUUUGCUUUCAAUUAUCAUAGUCGGUGGCUCAACCCUUUUGCAUGGGUUUCACCUUAUAAUGUUUUCUUUCAAUGAAAUAGCUUUUCAAAUUAA
Molecule: messenger RNA, 1418 nt
Organism: Medicago truncatula (barrel medic)
Lineage: Eukaryota; Viridiplantae; Streptophyta; Magnoliopsida; Fabales; Fabaceae
Product: GDSL esterase/lipase CPRD49
Exons: 8
Coding region: 204-1046 (280 amino acids)
Source: RefSeq, a predicted model, not a curated record